AUGUCGUUGCGGACGAGCAUUGCAGGUGUCGCGGCUUUGGCUGCUCAAGCUCUGGCUGUGGAGCUCACCACUUUCGGUUUCCCGGACUGCGCCAAUGGCCCCCUGAAGGACAACCUAGUCUGUGACAGCUCUGCCUCUCCCCGCGACAGAGCCGCAGCCCUCGUCAAUGAGCUCACUCUCGAGGAGAAGUUCAACAACACCGGCAACACCAGCCCCGGUGUGCCCCGCCUCGGCAUUCCUGCCUACCAAUGGUGGAACGAAGCUCUCCACGGAGUGGCCUUCACUCUCCCUGGCAAGCCCAUGACCGACUCAGGGAACUUUUCUUACGCCACGUCUUUCCCGCAGCCUAUCCUUAUGGGCGCCGCGUUUGAUGACCAGUUGAUUUACGACGUAGCGAGCGUCAUCAGUACCGAGGCAAGGGCCUUCAGCAACGGUGGACGCUCUGGUUUGGACUACUGGACUCCCAAUAUCAACCCCUACAAAGACCCGAGAUGGGGCCGCGGACAAGAAACACCUGGCGAGGACCCCUUCCACCUUGCCAGCUAUGUCCAACACCUCAUCCACGGUCUUGAGGGCAACCAAGACGACCCAUACAAGAAGAUUGUGGCAACUUGCAAGCACUUCACCGGCUACGACCUGGAGAAUUGGAAUGGAAACUUCCGAUACCAGUUCGACGCAAAGAUCAGCAUGCAGGAUAUGGUUGAGUACUACAUGCCUCCUUUCCAGGCAUGUGCCAGGGAGGCCAAGGUUGGAGCCUUUAUGUGUUCCUACAACGCCGUCAACGGUGUGCCGACCUGUGCCGACCCCUGGCUCCUGCAAACGGUGCUGCGCGAACACUGGGGAUGGGAUCAGGAGGACCAGUGGGUUGUCAGUGACUGCGACGCCAUCCAGAACGUCUACCUCCCGCACGAGUGGGGUGCCACUCGCGAGGAAGCCGUCGCGGACUCCCUCAAGGCCGGAACGGAUCUCAACUGCGGCACUUACUACCAGAGAUACCUCCCUGGAGCGUAUGACCAAGGCUUGAUUAACGACACUGACAUCAACAGAGCCUUGACUCGGACAUUCGCCUCCCUCGUCAAGCUCGGAUACUUCGACGCCGCCGAAGACCAGCCUUACCGCCAGAUCGGCUGGUCGGACGUCAACACGCAGCACGCUCAGGACCUGGCGCUCAAGGCCGCUCAGGAGGGCAUCGUUCUCCUCAAGAACGACGGCCUGCUGCCCCUCUCCCUGGAUGGCGUCUCAUCCAUCGCGCUGAUCGGCUCGUGGGCCAACGCCACGGAGCAGAUGCAAGGCAACUACUACGGCAUCCCGCCCUACCUGCACUCGCCCCUGUACGCCGCCCAGCAGCUCGGCGUGACGGUCAACUACGCCGAGGGCGCGAGCCAGGGCAACCCGACGACGGACGACUGGGGCGCAGAGUACGAGGCGGCCGCGAAGUCCGACGUCAUCAUCGUGGUCGGCGGCAUCGACAACGACGUCGAGAGCGAGGAGCUAGACCGCGUCGCCAUCGCGUGGUCGGGGCCACAGCUGGACAUGAUCACGCAGCUGGCGACGUACGGCAAGCCCGUCAUCGUGGUGCAGAUGGGCGCGGGCCAGCUCGACUCGACGCCGCUGGUCGCCAACGCCAACGUCUCGGCGCUGCUCUGGGCCGGCUACCCGGGCCAGGACGGCGGCGUCGCCCUCUUCGACGUCAUCACCGGCGCCGUCGCUCCCGCGGGCCGCCUGCCCGUGACGCAGUACCCGGCGCGCUUCACGCGCGAGGUGCCCAUGACCGACAUGGCGCUGCGGCCGUCCGACACCAGCGCCGGCCGCACCUACAAGUGGUACAACGGCACCGCCGUCUUCCCCUUCGGCUUCGGCCUGCACUACACCAACUUCUCCGCUGAGGUCACGUCGGGCCCCGACGGCAAGUCCUUCGCCAUCGCCGACUUGGUGUCGUCCUGCGGCACCAACAGCACCGCCAAGCUCGACCUCUGCCCCUUCACCUCCCUCGCCGUCGCCGUCACCAACACCGGCGCCGUCGACAGCGACUACGUCGCCCUCGCCUUCCUGACCGGCUCCUUCGGCCCGCUCCCGCGUCCCAAGUCUUCUCUCGUCGCCUACGACCGCCUUCACGGCAUCGCGGCCGGAACUUCCCAAACUGCCGCGCUCAACCUGACGCUCGGCAGCCUCGCGCGCGUCGACGAGAACGGCGACAAGGUCCUGUAUCCCGGUGACUACGCUGUUCUCAUCGACGUCCCCGACCAGCCGCUGGCCAGCGUCAACUUCACGCUGACCGGCGACGACGCGGGAACCGUCAUCGAGUCGUGGCCGCGGCUGCCGACCGAGGGGCGCGAGGCCGCGGGCGUCGAGAACGUGCCGGCGGAUUAUUACGAGGGUGGGUACGGCAGCGUGCAGCAGGAGCAAGAGGUUUUGUGA
Molecule: messenger RNA, 2418 nt
Organism: Lasiodiplodia theobromae
Lineage: Eukaryota; Fungi; Ascomycota; Dothideomycetes; Botryosphaeriales; Botryosphaeriaceae
Product: Glycoside hydrolase family 3
Exons: 8
Coding region: 1-2418 (805 amino acids)
Biological process (GO): xylan catabolic process; arabinan catabolic process
Cellular component (GO): plant-type cell wall
Molecular function (GO): xylan 1,4-beta-xylosidase activity; alpha-L-arabinofuranosidase activity
Source: RefSeq, a predicted model, not a curated record